Molecule: messenger RNA, 1311 nt
Organism: Exophiala bonariae
Lineage: Eukaryota; Fungi; Ascomycota; Eurotiomycetes; Chaetothyriales; Herpotrichiellaceae
Exons: 2
Coding region: 1-1311 (436 amino acids)
Source: RefSeq, a predicted model, not a curated record
AUGGCGAACAACGACAUCGUGGAUUCACUUCCAUGGAUCAAUGAGAAGUUGAACGUUGCCCUAGAUAGUGUUGCAUCUUUUAGAUCUCUGUUACCGCCAAAAGGUUGGCCAAAGAUCCGUACUCUUCCUAGCAGCACUGCAACCGAAUGGUAUGAGAACAGUAAAAACAUCCCCCAAGUCAAAGAUUUCCUCUACAGUCUAAGAUUGGAAAAUAUUGAACCAUGGAAGGGUUUCACGAGCGAUGGUAAAGUGAACUUGGGCGUCCAAAAUUACGAAGACGAUGAAGGGGCCCCUAUCUGCAAGAUGACACAAGCCGCGUUGGACUUGAUAAGCAAGAUGUCCGAGUGCCAAAAAUCUGCGACAUUGUUCAACUCAGUAGAAGCUGACGAACUUCGAAUGUGGUCGAAUCCGGAGUUUUACGUCAAUCCUGGUGGCCUGAGGCUCGAUGAGUGCUCUGAGCAGAUCCAAAGAGCUGUGCAUACUCUCCUAAAGGUUUCUAUGUCUCCAGCAGGGUACGACAAAGUUCAGGGAUGUUGUCUCAUCAAUGGGUUUUUGGGAGACCUGAUUGAUGGGCAAAAGGUGCUGAAUGCACACUCGUAUAAUUUUCGGCUCUUUGGUCGACCGGAUCCAAUUGAGCCAUGGGCAUUCACGUUUUUCGGUCAUCAUCUGUGUAUUGCUGUUUUCAUACAAGGCGGUAGAAUGGUCAUCGGACCGACUUUCAUGGGGGCUGAGCCUGACUAUAUUGACGAUGGACCCCAUACUGGUCUCCGGCUAUUCAACACCGAAGAGACUGUUUCUCUAAAGCUCAUGCGCAGUCUCUCAGCUUCACAGAGGAGAUUGGCUCUCAUGUACCACAGUGUGUUGCCUACCGACCUGCCAUCCGACCGAUGGGCUCCACAUGAUGAGCGACAUAUUGGUGGAGCUAGACAAGAUAAUCGCGUUGUCCCGUAUGAAGGAUGUCCUGUCUCGAUAUUUGAUGAGCCUCAGAAAAUUGAUAUUAUCAGGCUGUUCGAAGCAUUCAAUGAAUAUUAUCCUGCACCUGUUCUUCAACACCGGAGGAAAGCUUUCAUUUCACACUUUGACCAAACCUACUUUGCCUGGAUUGGAGAUUUUGAGAACGAUGAGCCGUACUACUUCCGCAUCCAUUCGCCUGUGGCAUUCAUGGAAUUCGAUUUCCACUCCGGGGUGUUCUUGGUGAACCCAGCUCCUGCGAAGUGUCAUAUUCAUACGAUUAAUCGUAUCCCAAAUGGGGGAGAUUACGGUCGAGCGUUGCUUGACGCCUAUAGGCGGAGACAAGCGAGAUAUUCCUGA